Messenger RNA from Protopolystoma xenopodis, 450 nucleotides. NCBI's taxonomy places the organism in Eukaryota, Metazoa, Platyhelminthes, Monogenea, Polystomatidea, Polystomatidae. The record is from the annotation of a GenBank genome assembly.
AUGAUCUCCAUUUUUGACCACAGUUUCAUUCAUGUCGUCCACUCAUCUUCCGGACAGGACCAUGAAGUGGAUGAAAGGAAAAGGACUCACAAUCGGCUCGUUCCAUUCUUCUGCUCCUCGAGACCUUCGGCCAUUGCCAGUCACGUCGACGAGGAUUGGGUGAAGACGAAUUCAACGCAGAGGUUGCAUCAGCUGACGCCUCCACGUGGAGUUUGUAUCUUGCUUUCAACCUCGGGCCAGCUGCAUCGUUCCUCCGGCUGGGCUCUGCUUUCACUGUCCACUCGGUCAAAUUCGGGUAGAGCGCUGAAGCCUGCUCGGCUUUAUCUCAAGCGUGCAAAAUGGCAAUUUUUUGUGCAUCUCGCGCACAUGCAGGAACUUUUACAUGGUCCAGACUUUAUGACGGCUCACAUUUCAGUCGGUUCAGACACAACCUUUUCGAAGGCAGAAUGA